AUGAAAAUCCUCGCCAUCACAGCUGCGUUCCUGGGCGGGAUGUUCGAGACCGCCGUUCCAGAUCCCAUCCCCUGUUGCGCGGCCCUCAGCUCAACCGCCCUGCAAAGCAAAGUUUUCUAUCCAGGAAGCACGCCAUAUCAGCGGUCCGUGGAAUCGUAUUUCGCCGUCAACGCGCAGUUAGAACCCUCAUGUAUCGUCCAGCCUCUCUCUGCAGAGGAUGUUUCUAUCGCUGUUUCUACCCUCGUUCAGAAUAGUGAUUUAGAGCCAUGCCAGUUCGCAGUCCGCUCCGGUGGCCAUACCACCUGGGCCGGAGCAGCAGACAUCCCGCCGGGCGUCACGAUCGAUCUGUCGAUGAUGAACCCGACGACCUAUCACUCCGAGAAUUCAACAGCAUCAAUUCUUCCAGGCGCGAGAUGGAAGUCUGUCUAUCAGACGCUCGAUGCGUUUGGUGUCGCAGUCCCGGGAGGUCGAGCAGGACCUGUGGGAGUGGGCGGCUUUACUAUCGGAGGUGGCAAUUCCUUCUUUGCCGCGCGUUACGGUUUCGUAUGUGACAAUGUCGUCAAUUUUGAGCUCGUACUCGCCAACGGAAGCAUCAUCAACGCAAACAGCCAGACCAAUUCCGACCUAUUCAAAGCUCUUAAAGGGGGCUCCAACAACUUCGGCAUCGUCACCAAGAUCGAUCUGUCCGCUUUCCCGCAGGGCGAUCUCUGGGGCGGCGUGGUGCGCUACGACAAUUCGACCUCGACGAGAGCUCAACUCGUUCCCGCUAUCGUUAAUUUUACGAACCAUGUCGAGGACGAUCCCUUUGCGUCGCUGAUUACCUUCUGGCAGUAUUCGUCUGCGUUGGGUGCGAAUGUCUUCAUCAAUGCCCUUGAGUAUACCAAGCCGGUGGUGAACCCGUCUGCCUUUAGCCAGAUCCUCAGAAUUGCUAAUACAUCGAGUACCAUGCGGAUUACGAAUUUAGACGAGCUGACGACGGAGUUGGCACAAGCAACUCUUUCUCACAUUGACAUUCCGAGAUACGCGCGAGCAAUCCACGCAGACAACGAGUUCAUCUACCUCGACUAUUCUGACAAAUGGCAGAAUCCCCUGCGGAGUUAUGGUGCGAAGAACCUGGCCUUUCUCAGAAAGGUUGCGGAGAAGUAUGAUCCUUCGGGCGUGUUUCAGAGACUGGUCCCUGGGAGGUUUAAGGUGACUGGUGCUUGA
This is a messenger RNA of Rasamsonia emersonii CBS 393.64, 1206 nucleotides long. RefSeq names its product FAD binding domain containing protein. NCBI's taxonomy places the organism in Eukaryota, Fungi, Ascomycota, Eurotiomycetes, Eurotiales, Trichocomaceae. Gene Ontology annotation, molecular function: FAD binding. The record is from RefSeq and is a predicted model, not a curated record. Bases 1 to 1206 code for a protein of 401 amino acids. The transcript has 5 exons.